ACUAUCUCACCAUAAUCAGUUUCCCCAUUAUUGCCUUCCCCACACAAUCAUCAUCACCAUGUCGACGACCUCUGCGACCACCACUACAACCGCCUCCUCCACACGGGUUGGCACUGUAUCUGUGCUAUCGGAUUAUGAACUGCAUCACUCAGGCGAGGCGACCCCUUCACCAUCACAAGAAUCAACCUCCAGCACAUCACCCGCACAGCCCGCCAACUGGCCUACCGACCAUCGCCGGGUGCCUGCCUACCGUCCGGUCAACCGCGAGCUGAAUCUAAGUGAGCGACAGGCGGGCGCGAACAGAGCCGAAUUUGUGUUCAUUCAGACCAUGCUACACGGUGUUUGGCUGAACGCGGUCGUGUCACGAGUCUGGCAUGCGACGGGGGGGAAGAUCAACGACAAGAUCUUUCACUACGAGAUCGGAGGAGAGUGGUAG
Messenger RNA from Aspergillus brunneoviolaceus CBS 621.78, 436 nucleotides. RefSeq lists its product as uncharacterized. The coding region runs from base 59 to 436 and encodes 125 amino acids. NCBI's taxonomy places the organism in Eukaryota, Fungi, Ascomycota, Eurotiomycetes, Eurotiales, Aspergillaceae. The record is from RefSeq and is a predicted model, not a curated record. The transcript is spliced from 2 exons.